Messenger RNA from Arabis nemorensis, 2607 nucleotides. The record is from the annotation of a GenBank genome assembly. Lineage: Eukaryota; Viridiplantae; Streptophyta; Magnoliopsida; Brassicales; Brassicaceae.
AUGGGGAAGAUUUUAACCGGGUUAGUGUUGUUCUUGUCGUUGCUCUCAUUACUCCUUGUACCAUCGGAAUCGGCUGUUUCGAGUGUAGAUCUAGGUUCGGAAUGGGUGAAAGUUGCUGUAGUUAAUCUGAAACGGGGACAGAGUCCAAUCUCUGUAGCUAUUAACGAGAUGUCCAAGAGGAAAUCCCCAGCUUUAGUGGCAUUCCAGUCUGGUGAUCGAUUACUCGGUGAGGAAGCUGCGGGGAUAACGGCUCGUUACCCGAAUAAAGUUUAUUCACAGCUAAGGGAUAUGGUGGGAAAACCAUUCAAACACGUCAAGGAUUUCAUCGAUUCAGUUUACUUGCCAUUCGAUAUUGUGGAAGAUUUUAGAGGUGCGGUUGGUAUUAAGAUCGAUGACGGUUCAACUAUUUACUCGGUGGAGGAGUUGUUAGCUAUGAUCUUGGGUUAUGCUUCAAAUCUAGCAGAGUUCCAUGCAAAAAUCCCAGUUCAGGAUAUGGUUGUUUCUGUUCCGCCUUAUUUUGGACAGGCCGAGAGACGGGGUUUGAUCCAGGCGUCUCAGUUGGCUGGGAUUAAUGUUCUCUCCCUGGUUAAUGAGCAUUCUGGUGCUGCUUUGCAGUAUGGGAUUGAUAAGGAUUUCUCAAAUGGGUCGAGACAUGUCAUAUUUUAUGACAUGGGUUCAAGCAGUACUUACGCAGCCUUGGUCUAUUACUCAGCUUACAAUGAGAAGGAAUUUGGCAAGACUGUCUCUGUCAACCAAUUUCAGGUCAAGGAUGUUAGAUGGGACUCAGCACUUGGAGGACAGAGUAUGGAGAUGCGCUUGGUAGAGUAUUUUGCAGAUGAAUUUAAUAAACAACUUGGUAACGGAGUUGAUGUGAGGCAGUUCCCCAAAGCAAUGGCUAAAUUAAAAAAACAAGUCAAACGUACAAAGGAAAUUUUGAGUGCAAACAAUGCGGCUCCAAUAUCUGUCGAAUCUCUCCAUGAUGAUCGUGACUUCAGGAGCACAAUUACCCGUCAGAAGUUUGAGGAACUGUGUAAAGAUCUGUGGGAGAGAUCUCUUACACCUUUAAAAGACGUGCUCAAGCAUUCAGGUUUGAAGAUGGAUGAUAUAUAUGCAGUGGAACUAAUUGGAGGAGCUACCAGAGUUCCCAAGCUACAGAGUACGAUCCAGGAAUUUAUUGGGAAACAAGAGUUAGACAAACAUCUGGAUGCUGAUGAGGCUAUUGUCCUAGGCUCAGCACUACAUGCUGCUAACUUGAGCGAUGGAAUUAAAUUAAAACGUAGGCUAGGUAUAGUUGAUGGUUCUCCCUAUGGUUUCCUAGUGGAGUUGGAAGGCCCUAAUAUCCAGAAAGAUGAGAGCACAAAGCAACAACUCGUACCACGAAUGAAAAAGCUACCCAGCAAGAUGUUCAGAUCCUUUGUCCUUGACAAAGAUUUUGACGUGUCACUUGCUUAUGAGUCGGAGGAUAUUCUACCCCCAGGGAUCACCUCCCCUGUGUUCGCUCAGUAUUCUGUUUCGGGUCUGGCGGAUGCAACUGAGAAAUAUUCUUCUCGGAAUCUAUCAGCACCUAUCAAGGCAAAUUUGCAUUUCUCUCUGAGUAGAAGUGGGAUUCUCAGUCUAGAUAGGGGAGAUGCUGUGAUUGAAAUCACAGAAUGGGUAGAAGUUCCUAAGAAGAAGAACGUGACUAUUGAUAGUAACACAACCACAUCCACAGGCAAUGCCUCUACUGGCGCUGCCUCUGACGAGAAUUCAGAAGAAAAUAAAGAGGAGCUACAAGCUGAUGCUGGAGACAGCACUGCGUCAAAUACAACGGCAGAAGAACCAGCUUUGACAGAAAAAAAGCUGAAAAAACGGACCUUCAGGGUUCCUCUGAAGGUAGUUGAGAAAACAGUUGGACCUGGAGCACCUUUUACGAAAGAGUCUCUUACCGAAGCUAAGAAAAAAUUAGAAGUCUUAGACAAAAAGGAUAGGGAAAGAAGAAGAACGGCUGAGUUAAAAAACAACCUUGAAUCCUAUAUAUAUGCUACCAAAGAGAAGCUAGAAACACCCGAGUUUGAAAAGAUAUCCACCCAAGAAGAGCGCAAGGCGUUUGUUGAGAAGCUUGAUGAGGUGCAAGAUUGGCUUUACAUGGAUGGUGAGGAUGCUAAUGCCACAGAGUUUCAGGACAAGCUUGACUCACUAAAAGCCGUUGGCAGUCCCAUAACUUUCCGAUCAGAGGAGCUUAAAGCACGACCUGUAGCAGUUGAAUAUGCUCGGAAAUACCUAACAGAAGUGAAAGAGAUCGUGAAAGAGUGGGAGACAAACAAAACUUGGCUUCCAAAAGACAAAAUCGAUGAGGUCUCAAAGGAAGCAGAGAAAGUAAAAAGCUGGUUGGAGAAGAAUGAAGCAGAGCAGGCAAAGACUGCUCUCUGGAGCAAGCCGGUGUUCACGUCUGAUGAAGUGUACGCCAAAGUAUUUACUCUCCAAGACAAGGUGACAAAGGUGAAUAGAAUCCCAAAGCCAAAGCCAAAGAUAGAGAAACCAACCAAGACGGAGAACACAACAACGAAGGAAGACGAACAAUCGAAAACAACAGACUCCAAUUCUUCUUCUGCCAAAGACGAGCUUUGA